This is a messenger RNA of Varanus komodoensis (Komodo dragon), 2225 nucleotides long. It is a transcript of the gene HCLS1, whose product is annotated as hematopoietic cell-specific Lyn substrate 1. Bases 211 to 1911 code for a protein of 566 amino acids. NCBI's taxonomy places the organism in Eukaryota, Metazoa, Chordata, Lepidosauria, Squamata, Varanidae. The transcript is spliced from 16 exons. Gene Ontology annotation, biological process: regulation of actin filament polymerization. Gene Ontology annotation, cellular component: cortical actin cytoskeleton; actin filament; plasma membrane. The record is from RefSeq and is a predicted model, not a curated record. Gene Ontology annotation, molecular function: actin filament binding.
UUGCAGGCCCGCAUUCUGGCACCCCCCCACCCCACGCACGUGUCAGGGGAGGCUGUUCUGCGGCAAAACGGGCCCAGAGGAAAUGAACAAGUUUGGUGAAGUUGCAACAGGAACUUGGGUGCGCACGUCGUCGUCGCAGCCGAAACUGGGGUGAAAAGCAAGCGGAAAGCGGCAGCCGAGCGGUGGAGGAAGGGCGGCUCCCUAGAUAAGAUGUGGAAGGCUGCGGCAGGCCACAGCGUGUCGGUGAAGGCGGAGGCCCAGGGGGACGACUGGGACACGGACCCCGAUUUCGUGAAUGACAUCUCAGAGAAAGAGCAGCGCUGGGGGGCGAAAACCAUCGAAGGCUCCGGCCGCAAGGAGCACAUCGACAUCCACCAGCUCAGGAGCAAAGUCUCCGAGGAGCAUGAGGUCCUGAAGAAGAAGGAACAGGAGCAGGCGCCCAGAGCGUCCUACGGCUAUGGGGGCAAGUUCGGCACGGAGAAGGACCGCAUGGACAAGAGUGCUCUGGGCCACGAGUACGUGGCGGAGGUGGGCAGACACUCCUCGCAGACGGACGCGGCCAAGGGCUUCGGAGGGAAGUACGGCGUGCAGAAGGACCGCGCAGACAAGUCGGCCCUGGGUUUCGAGUACAAGGGCGAGGUGGAACAGCACGCCUCGCAGAAAGACUACGCCUUCGGCUUCGGCGGAAAGUUCGGCGUGCAGAAGGACCGCCAGGACCGGUCCGCCCUGGGCUGGGCGCACAAGGAGGAAGUGAAGCCCCAUGAGUCCCAGACAGACCACGCCGUGGGCUUCGGCGGGAAGUUUGGCGUGCAGAAGGACCGCCAGGACAAGUCCGCCCUGGGCUGGGCGCACAAGGAGGAAGUGAAGCCCCAUGAGUCCCAGACAGACCACGCCGUGGGCUUCGGCGGGAAGUUUGGCGUGCAGAAGGACCGCCAGGACAAGUCCGCCCUGGGCUGGGCACACAAGGAGGAAGUGAAGCCCCAUGAGUCCCAGACAGAUUACGCCAAGGGCUUUGGCGGCCGCUUCGGGGUGCAGAAGGACAGGGUGGACAAGAGCGCGGCUGGUUUCGGCGAGAUGGAAGCGCCAACCAGCUCAUACGAGAAGACGGAGCCCGUGGAGGCCGCCUCCGGGGGGGCGGGCAACCUGAGGCAGCGGUUCGAGGACAUGGCCAAGGCAGCCGAGGGAGAGAACCAGAGGCGGGCCGAGGAGGAGCGCGCUCGGCGCCUGGCCCGGGAGCAGCGGGAGCGCCAGGAGCAGCAGCGGCAGGAAACCCGGAGGAGUGAAGAGCAACGCAGCCAGGACCUGUCCCCACGGCCCUUGCCCCCGGAGCCGGCGGAGGUGUGUCCGGAAGCCAGCGUGGCUCCCGUGGCGGCGCAGGCUGCAGCUGAGGAGGAGGAGGAGGAGGAGCGGCCCCCAGCGCUGCCCCCACGGAGCAUAGACCUGGACGGCGGCGUCCACGAGCCCCCGAGACCCCCUGCCGCAACCCAGCCCGUCGGUGCCGAUAGCGAGGACUACGAGGACGUGGGGGGGCUCCCCGACUACGAGGAGCCGCCACUGUCCCCUGGCGGGGACUACGAGGAGAUGCCGAGCUUUGGCUGCGGGGACGGCGACCACGCGAGCGUCCCGGACAGCGCCAGCCAGGACUACGAGGAGAUCCCUGCCCAGAACUUGGGCAGCAGCGGGGCGGCGGCGUCCGCAGCAGGCGCUGAAGGGCUGGCGCACGAGGUCGGCGAGGGGGGCCUGUCGGCGGUGGCCCUCUAUGACUACCAGGGAGAGGGCGACGACGAGAUCUCCUUCUUCCCCGGGGACACCAUCUCCAGCAUCGAGCUGGUGGACGAGGGCUGGUGGCGUGGAAGCUGCCACGGCCGGUUCGGCCUCUUCCCCGCCAACUACGUGGAGCUCCUGCCGUGAGCUCCCCCGCCGCCCGCCGGGCCCCCCCGUGCCGCCCCCCCCCAUGGCCGCCCCCCAUCUGCCACGUGCCACAGCGACUUCCACGGCUGCCCACGGCCGGGCCCUGGAGAAGACCCGGCCCCUCUCGCCCUGCUUCGCCACUGGGGAGACGACGUCCUUCCUUCGGGGGGGGCCUCGGGGCCCCCGCGUCCUCUGCCGGACCGUCCCCACGGCAUGUGCUCGUAGGGUGAGAAAUGGAGGGGGAUUCCUACACCGUGAGCCUGAAAGGCUGAUUGGAGAAGACGUUGCGCCCAAUAAACGCCACUGCAACCCCA